AUGGCUACAGUGCAGAUCUGUGUUUGUGGCGAUGAGGGAACUGGGAAAUCCAGUCUCAUCACUUCCCUGGUGAAGGGUGUAUUCGUGACAAACAAGAUCCAGCCCAUACUUCCUCAGAUUACCAUCCCUCCUACGAUCGGAACCCCCGAAAAUGUCACAACCACCACGGUGGUCGAUACCUCCGCCCUCCCUCAGGAGCGGAACAAUCUGGCGAGAGAGAUUCGAAAAUCGAAUGUGAUAUUGUUGGUCUACUCGGAUCACUACAGUUAUGAGAGAGUUGCGCUUUUCUGGCUGCCGUAUUUCCGGUCCUUAGGAGUCAAUGUACCCGUGGUGCUGUGCGCCAACAAGUCGGACCUUGCUGCAGGUCACAGCGAGUCCCAGGUCAUUGAGGAGGAGAUGCUGCCGUUGAUGGCCGAGUUCAAGGAGAUUGAUUCCUGCAUUCGCACGAGCGCUCGAGAGCAUCGCAAUGUGAACGAAGCCUUCUUCCUCUGCCAGAAAGCGGUCACCCACCCGAUUGCACCGCUGUUCGACUCCAAGGAGUCCUCUCUAAAACCGGCCGCCAUCGCAGCGCUACAGCGCAUCUUCUACCUGAGUGAUAAGGACAGGGACGGCUUUCUUUCAGACAAGGAGAUUGGGGAUUUCCAGAUGAGAUGCUUUGAAAAGCCUUUGAGCGAAGAAGAUCUGAUGCACAUCAAGGAGACUAUCCAGAAGAUAAACCCGCACUCAGUGACGCCAUCUGGCAUUGACUGUCGGGGCUUCCUUCACCUGAAUAAGAUGUAUGCCGAAAAAGGACGUCACGAGACUGUCUGGAUCAUUCUACGAGCGUUCCAAUACACCGACAACCUGUCGCUCCAGGAGAAUUUCCUCCAUCCACGAUUUGAGGUUCCCCCCUACGCAUCUGCCGAGUUGUCUCCCGAGGGUUACCGGUUCUUUGUCAACCUGUUUCUUCUGUCGGACAAAGACAACGAUGGAGGGCUGAACGAUGCUGAAUUGGCGUCCCUUUUUGCGCCGACCCCUGGCUUACCGGCUUCCUGGGCCGAUGGCUCAUUCCCGUCCUCUACGGUGCGGAACGAAGCUGGGCAUGUCACUCUGCAAGGUUGGCUUGCGCAAUGGAGUAUGACCACUUUCACCUCGCCCAAAACCACACUGGAAUACCUCGCCUACCUGGGGUUUGAAUCAUCCGACAGAAGCAAUCCGUCUACUACGGCCGCAUUGAAAGUGACUCGUCCGCGAAAACGGCGGAAGCGCCCUGGACGGGUGGGUAGGAACGUCGUCCUGGGCCACGUGCUAGGGGCUCCGAGCUCGGGCAAGUCCGCCCUUCUUGAUGCCUUCCUAUCGCGCGGAUUUAGUACAACAUAUCACCCCACUAUUCAACCACGAACUGCGGUCAACACGGUGGAGCUUCCUGGAGGCAAGCAAUGCUAUAUGAUAUUGGACGAGCUUGGCGAACUGGAGCCGGCCAUUCUUGAAAACCAAACCAAGCUACUGGACCAGUGCGACGUGAUUGUAUACACCUACGAUUCAUCGGACCCCGAUUCAUUCGCAUACAUCCCGGCGUUGCGAUCCAAGUACCCCCAUCUGGAAGAGCUCCCGAGCGUUUACAUCGCCCUCAAGGCGGAUUUGGACCGAACUACGCAACGGGCCGAGUACCAACCGCACGAGUAUACUGCUAUGUUGAACAUGACCGGUCCGCCGCUCCAUGUCAGUGCCACGUGGAGCUCAAUCCAGGAGGUGUUCGUGCACAUUGCAGAGGCUGCGAUGGAGCCCAGUUUGGCAUUCCCUCGGAGUGAGGAAGACGUUGAGGGGAAAUGGAUGGCAUGGGGGAUUGCUCUGGGAGCCGUAGUUUGCGCCGGAGCAGCGGCCGUGAUGAUCUGGCGGAGAGUGAGUGGAAGUGGGGACUGA
Molecule: messenger RNA, 1902 nt
Organism: Aspergillus melleus
Lineage: Eukaryota; Fungi; Ascomycota; Eurotiomycetes; Eurotiales; Aspergillaceae
Gene: gem1
Product: ERMES complex Ca(2+)-binding regulatory GTPase GEM1
Exons: 2
Coding region: 1-1902 (633 amino acids)
Biological process (GO): signal transduction; mitochondrion organization
Cellular component (GO): mitochondrial outer membrane; plasma membrane
Molecular function (GO): GTPase activity; calcium ion binding; GDP binding
Source: RefSeq, a predicted model, not a curated record